CCCCCACAACCCCCGUGGAUUGUAGACCUUGUUGUGUGGCCCCCUGGAAGGCUAGCAUGUGUGAUUUGGCGUAAAAGUCUCCGGCAGCACUACCCGAACGCCAAAUACAACUUGCUAGUGUUUCAAUUGCAAAAGACUGUUGCAUUUGUUACAACAACGUAUUCUUCACGGCGGUGUCUUCCUGCGGCUUGUAUUGGAUGCAAGAGAUUGGCGCGCUCCAAAGGCGGAUCUUUUUUUUAAGCACGAAAACUACAUUUCCCGGCGCGCUCUUCGGCGCCGACGCGAGCUCCCAUGAGCCCUUGCAGCUAGAUUUGAAAAGGAGACCGCGGCUUACUGACUCGUAAGAGAGGACUCGGGGAGGGGAGAGGAAAGGAGUCGGGUCGCCGGUGGCCUUGGAAGCGCUCCGCUCAGCUGGUUCUGGGACCGGGCCGUUGCGGCCCUUCCGGUGUGGGCCCCUGAAUCCUGACUCGGUCCCCACACAUAGUGAGUAGCCACUCCUGGUCCCACUUCAUAGCCUUAUAACUGAAAUUGCCCUGAGCUUGAGAACUUCAAACUCACCUGCCAAAAAGGAUGGAGGUAACUUUGAAUGGGCCAGUAAUUCCCAGGCUGUCCUUUGUUUCUGCUGUUGAGCUGUCCCCAAGAACUGGUCCUGUGGAUGCUAGUGACAUUAGGAAAAAUCUCUAUGGUGACUUCUCUUCAAUCUCUGAUACAAGCCAGAGAGAGAGCUUGGAAUCCAAAGAACGUAUUCAUGUCUGCCUUCGCAUCAGACCGUUUAUGCCAUUGGAAAAAGAGAGCGAUUCUCAGGACUGUAUUUCUGUUCUUGAUCCAACAAGUGUUAUAUUAAAAGCUCCCAAGAGUUCCAAUGUUUUUCGGCUCAGUGAAAAAAACUUAGGACAAUUGGUGCAGAAAUUCACUUUUUCACAGGUAUUUGGUCCUGAAACAACACAAGAAGAACUCUUUGAUGGUGCUGUAAAGCAGCCAGUGCUAGACUUCCUGAAGGGGCAUAGUCACCUAAUAUUCACUUAUGGAGUUACAAAUGCUGGAAAAACCUACACAUACCAAGGCACUGAAGAAGCCAGUGGCAUUCUCCCAAGAUCUCUGGAUUUGUUGUUCAAUCACCUUUCAGGCAAACUGUAUCCAGGGAUGGACCUGAAACCCCACCGGUGUCGAGAGCACAGAAGGUUGAGUAAAGAAGAAGUGAGAGAAGAAACAUCUGUCAAAAACUCACUGCUUCGUCUCAUGAAAGAGACAGAUUACCAAACUAGCAUCCAUGGUAAUUAUAGCAAAACAACCGAUAAAUCUGAAGAUUUGACAGAACCAGUAAAUGAAGCUGAACAAUCUUACUCAGAUGAGAAGAAAGGAGUAAAAUUCUCAGUCUGGGUUUCAUUUUGUGAAAUUUACAAUGAGUGCAUUUAUGACCUGCUGCUUCCAUUUUCUGCUGACAAGAAAAGAAAGAUGUUGCGCCUUGCCCAGGACGUAAAUGGUUGUUCAUAUGUUAAAGAUUUACAGUGGAUUCAAGUUUCAAAUUCUAAAGAAGCUUUUAAACUCAUGAGACUUGGCCUGAAGCAUCAGAGUUCUGCUUCGACAAAACUAAAUGCCAACUCUAGCCGAAGUCAUAGCAUAUUUAAUGUGAAAAUGCUAAAAAUCGAUUCUGAAGUAUCUCGAGUGAUGCGGGUCAAUGAAUUAUUCCUCUGUGAUCUUGCUGGCUCAGAGCGUUGUACCAGAACCCACAAUGAAGGAGACAGAUUAAAAGAGAGCGGGAACAUUAACACUUCCUUACUAAUUCUAGGCAAAUGCAUCAAUGCCCUGAAGACCAGCCAGCAAUCAAAACUGCAGCAGCACAUACCCUUUCGUGAAAGUAAGCUAACUCACUAUUUUCAAGGCUUCUUCAGUGGUAAAGGGAAAGUGUGCAUGAUAGUUAAUGUCAGCCAGAGUGCAGCUGCGUAUGAUGAAACACUCAACGUGCUCAAGUUUUCAGCAAUUGCUCAAAAAGUCCUGGUCCUGGAUUCUUCCAAAUCUCUCCAAGGAGAGACAUUGGACGAGAUAUCUGUGAAAGCAGAAUCGGAAAUGAGGGUAGAAGAUUUGCCCAUUAAAAGAGCGACUAUACUUUGGGAGAGGACCUUGGAAGACGUAAUGGAAGAUGAAGAAGAGCUACUAAAAGAGGGUGUCAAUGGAGAUGAGGGCAACGGCAUCAUGGAAAACUUCUGCAUGAAGGAAGGUGAGGGUGAUAUUGCUGAGGGGACGACAAGCCAGGUGGAAGAAGAAGAGAGCGACAUCCUCAUUGGAAAAGAUGAGUAUCAGAGGUUGCUCGACAUCAUAGAAGAUCUGAAGAACAAGCUGAUUGAUGAAAGGAAAGAUAAGCUACGCAUGGAGUUAAAAAUCCGUGAAGAGGUUGCACAGGAAUUUGCUCGAUAUUGUACUGAAAAAGAGAAUGACUGCAAAGCCUUUUUGAGCCAUAAUCAAGAAAUAAUGGAAGAGAACUGUGAGGAGCGCAUGCAGAUUUACAAGGAUCUGAUGAACUCUAUGCUACUGAUAAAUGGCAAAGACAGUGCAAAAGAGCUAAAGACACACUCUGAUAAGCAGGAGAAAGCACAGGGAGGUGAAUCCGGAGAACAGUCAGAUGGCAUGGAUCUUUCUUGCAUGGUAGAGUCGUUGCAACACAACAUCACUGAUAUUAAACAGCAAGCAGAAAUGGCAUAUGGGGCGAUCGUUGCCUUGGAAGAACCCCAGACAACUAUUGAGCGGCUUGAAAAACAAUUGCAUGAAGUUAGAGCCGAGUUAUCCCAGGCUCAAGAGGAGCUGCUGUGCAAGAAUACAGUGGUGACGGUGCAAGAGAAUAAACUGAAUGAAUCUACUCAGGUUCUUCAAGAUGCCACUGAGAAAAUGGCUCUACAGAACAAACGCAUACAGGAGUUAAGUCAAGCUGUGGAGGAAAAGGAUAGUGAAAUUAGUAGGCUGCUCAUUCUGCUGAAUCGCUUGGAAGCUGUCACAAAAGACUCUGAGAACACAAUUGCCGCUAUUAAGCAUGAAAAGGAACAGGAAGAUCUGAACAAAACAGGCUGUGCCCAUUUUAGUGAGUCCAUGGAGAAAUAUGUGGGUAAUAGACGAAAACGAUGUGUAGAAAAUGAGGAGGAAGAGGGACCACCUGCAAAGCAAGGACCUAUUAACAACAAUUCUAAAGAUGCCAUAGACACAAAGAAACCUGAAGAAAUGCAACCCAACACUUUGAAGGAAAAAACUGAAAUAUUAGCAUUGGAAGAAAAGAAUAAAAGUCUAGAAAUCCAGUUGGUCACACUUAGAGAGGAGUUAGAAAAAAAGAAAAAUGAGAAUGAGCAAUUUUCUAAAAAGACAGCUAAGUUAUCUCAGGAGCUUUCUUCUUCAGAAGAAAGAGUUUCUGGAUUAAGUAGAGAACUUCAGCAGCAGCAGGCUAGUUGUGAGAAGAUAAUGACUGAAUUGGUUGCACUGAGAGAUGCAAAUAAAGUACAAAAGGAGAAAAUUCAGACGCUUCUUCAAGAAAUAGAGACUUCUAACCAAACUAUUGCAGAACAAAAAUCAAAGAUAAAGGCAGUUGAGGUACAAAUAGGCGAACUGAGCAGAUUUGAUGCACAGUGCCCUAGGACAGAUACUGAUUUGGCAAGUCAAAAAGAAAUCACAGAGCUUCUAGAAGAGGCACACAAGGAAGCUCAUGUCAACAUUGGUCAAAACAGCUCAUUUCACUGUAGCAUUGCAAGCAUCUGGGAACUGAGCAAGCAGAUCAUUCGUACAUCUUCUCAGAAAAGCACUCAGAUUGAAGAUCUCCGCAAACAGGUUGAGCAAUUGCAGAGGAGGGAUUUAGAUGCUGAAGGUGAAAAGACUCAGCUGAAGUUAAAGCUAAGUGAGACAGCUAAUCAGAUGGGCACCUUCUUGAUGGAAAGGGAAUGUCUCCUUAAGCAGCUAAGGGACCUACGCCAGGAAAAUGUUGUUUAUACUGAAAAAUACAGGGAAGAAGAGACUAGAGCACUUGGCUUCCUUGAGCAAAUUAAGGAAAAGGAUGGGCUCUUGGAUGAAUUUAGGGCAAAAGCGGCCAAAGCAACCUGUUUAGAGCAAGUGAUGAAAGAUAAGCAAUCGGACAUCUUAAUUAUGGAAAAAGAAAUGCAGGAUAUGAAGGAGAAACUUAAUGUUUCAGAAUCUAAAGUCAGACAGUUAAAUGAUCAAGAAAUACAUCUGAAGGCAGAAAUUCUAGAGCUGAGAAGUAAACUGAGAACUACUGACCUCCAGGAAAAGGAAAUGGAGAAAUCAAAGCAGACUAUAGAACGAUUGAAUACUAAGCUCUCGGAGAGUACUGCUCUUGUCUCUGAUCUACAAAAGAAAAUCCAGCAGAAAGAUGAAGAAUACACAGACCUGAAAGAGAAGCUGGCUGAUGCCAAGAAACAAAUCGAGCAAGUCCAGAGAGAGGUAUCCAGCAUGCGUGCUGAAGAGAAAUCAUUACGAGGUAAAGUGAACGAACUUGAAAAGGCUAAGACCCAGCUCACUGAAGAGCUAGACAUCAAGCAGCGGACAAUCCAGCAUUUUAAGAAGGAAGAGCUAAAUAAGAAACUGGAGAAAGUUCUGCAGCAGUAUGAGAGUGCAUGCAAGGAAUUGUGUUCCAAAGAGAAAAUAAUUGAAGACAUGAAAAUGACUUUAGAGGAGCAAGAGCAGACUCAGGCGGAACAAGACCAAGUGCUUGAGGCUAGGUUGCAGGAGAGUGAAAGAUGUAUUGCAGAACUGGAAGAGUGGAAGAAAAAAUAUCAUGAACUGGAGAAGCAAAGCAGUAAUCUAAGGCAACGCAACAUUAAUGAAGAAUGUGAAAAAAGCACAGUGUUGCCUAAUAAAGAACUAACAAGUUUGCAAGAGAAGCUGAAGGAAUGUGAAGAACAACAUAAAAGUGAUCGCAAAAAGUGGCUGGAAGAAAAAAUGCUCCUCAUAAGUCAGGCAAAAGAAGCGGAGAUGCAUCGUAACAGAGAGGUGAAAAGGUUUGCUGAAAACAGAGAACUUCAUGCAAAGCAGCUAGAAGGAGCAGAAAAGCGUUUGAUAGAAAAGGAUAAUGACCUUCAAAAAUGGCGUACAGAAAGAGACCGAUUGGUAACAGCUCUGGAAGCUCAACUGAAUUCCCUAAUUUCAAGUAACACAGAGAAAGACAAGGAAAUAGAAGAACUGAAAAAGGCUGUAUUAAAAGCACCUGGGAAGGAGGGUGAAAUAAUCCUUGAAGAAAUAACCAAUGGUAGUACCAAGGAAAUAAAACAGACUACUUGUGAGAACUCUGCUGCUCCAAUAUCACCCAUUCAGGCAGGAGCAGAAAAAAAUAAGAUGGACGAUGUCUCUGACAGUAAACAGCUUAAAGAGGGAGAAAUUGACCUGCCAAAUUGCAGUAAUGCGGAAGACACAGGACUGUUGACGGUAGAAAAUACUCAGAAUCAGUCAGACACGGUCCUAGAUUCUUGUGAAGUCUCUUCAGAGAGUGACCGGGCCAGCCGCUUUCCAAAACCAGAAAUGGAGAUUCAGUUCACACCUCUGCAGCCCAAUAAGAUGGAAGUGAAGCAUCAAGGGAGUCCUUCCAUGGUGACUAUAAAAAUGGCAAAGGCAAGGAAACGGAAAAGCAGUGCGCUGGACGAGGACUUCUUGAAGAGUGAAAAUGAGAGGAAUGCUGCAUCCCCAUCCAACAUGAGUGCAAGCUGUGAUUCAUUAAGGGUGGAAAAGACUGCUCUUGGAACUUCUGCCAGAAAAGAUUAUUCCCUGAGAAGUAAACAUUGCAUGUCAAGAAGAAAAUCACCUGGAGAUACAGGUGGAACAUUCCAGAAAUUUGGCUCUCUCCUGCAGAGUUCCCCCACAAUCCUACAGUCCAAAGCAAAGAAGUUCAUGGCAACCUUAAAAUCUUCCAAAGUUGCUGAGGAGAAAUCUGUCAGAGAUGUGAAGCCGAAGAGAGCUAAGCGCACGCUACAUUCAACUGAUAUUUCAUUACCUAUGGACUUCUCUGGUCAUGUGAUUGUUAUGGAUCAGAAGGAAAGUGAUCAUGAAAUCAUCAAGCGGCGGCUACGAACAAAGAAAUUGCGUUAAUCCUUUUAAUGGAAAAAUCAUGUGUUUAGUUUUUGGUGGCUGAAUUUCAGAACACAAUGCUUCUAAAGUGAAAAGCAGGUGUAGUUUGAAAACUGCAGCAUUUGCACUACUGGUCAUAUGUACAUUGUAAAUGUGCUCCUUUUUUGUAAUUUCUUACAAUUGUGUACAGACUUUGUUGGUAAUGGAUGUUGUUAAAUUGGAGGAAAAGAAAAGUAUGGACCCCAUGUGUGUUUCCAGUUUGUUCUGUCCAAGACAAUAAUCAGUUUUUAAAAAUGGACAUGGGGCACAGAACUCUUCACCUUCAGAAUCUUGGUUUGGACCAUGUGGCAUCCCCACCCCGGAAACAAUCCAUGUUUCUAGACCAUAAGCCUCGGGUUGGGGAACCAUUGCCCCUCCAGAUGUGGCUAGAUUACAAUUUGUAUUCUCUGUGACUUUUCGCUUUGCUGUCUGGUCAAGAGAGGAGUUGAGCAACAUUAGUAUUUCCCCACUGAUGGCACUUUUAUGCUGCUUUUCUACUUUUAAAAAAAGUGCUUGAGGUACAAACAUCCCUAUAAAUAAAUCAAAUGGCAAAAGGAUCAAAAUAAUCCCGAUGGGCAAUAAAUGGCAAAGGGUUGAAAAGUCUGGUUUGCAGAGAGAUGCCUUCACACCCAUACUGAAAACUGGGAACAGCUCCUAACUGUGAGGGAAGUGCACUCUGUAGUUUGGAAGCAACAUAGGAGAAGGCCCUCUUACCCCAUGCCUCACAAGCAGGCUUCCACAGGUAGUGUCUUUUGCUGAAGGCCUUGGCAUCUAAGCAGGUUCAUAACGCCCCUUAAGACAGCCAGGCCAAAACCCCUUUAGAGCAUUAAAGGUGAAAGCUGGGCUGAGAAAGCCAUUAACAAACAGUAGCAAGGUUACAGGUCGUUCACUUUUCUUUAAAAUAUGCAGGCAAUGUGCAUACAGCAACGCACCUUGCACAAAGAGUUGUAGGGCACUUCCACUUAAUCUCAGAGGAAGUGAUCACUCCUACAAGUUCCUUC
Molecule: messenger RNA, 7091 nt
Organism: Pogona vitticeps (central bearded dragon)
Lineage: Eukaryota; Metazoa; Chordata; Lepidosauria; Squamata; Agamidae
Gene: KIF20B
Product: kinesin family member 20B
Biological process (GO): mitotic spindle assembly; microtubule-based movement; spindle elongation
Cellular component (GO): mitotic spindle; spindle microtubule; nucleus
Molecular function (GO): plus-end-directed microtubule motor activity; microtubule binding; ATP binding
Source: RefSeq, a predicted model, not a curated record